Messenger RNA from Neurospora crassa OR74A, 927 nucleotides. RefSeq names its product endo-1,4-beta-glucanase (gene gh61-11). The transcript has a single exon. Lineage: Eukaryota; Fungi; Ascomycota; Sordariomycetes; Sordariales; Sordariaceae. The record is from RefSeq and is a predicted model, not a curated record. Bases 1 to 927 code for a protein of 308 amino acids.
AUGGUUAGAGCCUUGAGACUACUGGCGUCUUGCGCCAUGUUCUCCCAAGCGCUUGCACACUCCCACAUCUUGUACCUGAUCAUCAACGGACAGCAGUAUCGAGGCUUCAACCCUCAUGCUCCUGAUGCCAUCACCAACAGCAUCGGAUGGUCGACAAGCGCUGUUGAUGAUGGCUUCGUAACGCCGUCAAAUUACUCGAACCCCGACAUUAUCUGCCACCGCGACGGCAAGCCGGCAAAAGCCCACGCACCCGUCAAAGCCGGUGACAAGAUCCAGAUACAAUGGAACGGCUGGCCCCAAUCCCACAAGGGCCCUGUCUUGUCAUACCUAGCCCCCUGCGCCAACACCACAGACGGAUGUGCUUCGGUUGACAAGCGCAAGCUGUCAUGGACCAAGAUCGAUGACUCGUCACCAGUUCUGCUCGACGAAAAAGGUGGCCCUCCAGGCAGAUGGGCAACCGAUGUCCUAAUCGCCCAGAACAAUACUUGGCUAUUGGGUUUGCCGAACGAUCUCGAGCCGGGACCGUAUGUGCUGCGUCACGAGUUGAUCGCACUGCACUACGCCAAUCUGAAGAACGGAGCGCAGAACUACCCGCAAUGUGUGAACUUGUGGGUGGAGGGGCCUGGACCAAAGGCCAUAACGGUCGGCAAGGAGGAAGUGGUGGUGGCAGGGCAGAAAGAAGGGGUGCCGGCUACGGCGCUGUAUAAGGCCACGGACCCGGGAGUGGCCAUCGAUAUCUACACGGCGGUGCUUUCGACGUAUGUUAUCCCGGGGCCAACGCUGGCGCCUGAGGCGAAGCCGGUGCCGGUGACGGAGCAGGGACUGAAGAGCACCAUCACAGCAGUAGGGACGCCGGUGAUCGUGACGCGGGCAACGUCAACUGUCCCAAUGCCCAAUGGUGAGACGGCGGCGGCGUUCAAAGGUUGA